This is a messenger RNA of Doryrhamphus excisus (bluestripe pipefish), 2673 nucleotides long. It is a transcript of the gene idua, whose product is annotated as alpha-L-iduronidase. Gene Ontology annotation, molecular function: L-iduronidase activity. The record is from RefSeq and is a predicted model, not a curated record. Gene Ontology annotation, biological process: carbohydrate metabolic process. NCBI's taxonomy places the organism in Eukaryota, Metazoa, Chordata, Actinopteri, Syngnathiformes, Syngnathidae.
CUUCGCAUUACACUGCAAUGAAGUUUUGUUUGGGUCCUUUGUUAAAACCUACAAACUUUUUAUUUAUUUACAAACUUUAGUAACACUCUUCGAGUGGACUAUUGAAAGGCUCUUAAAAUGUAUUUUUAAUUUGGGCGUUUGAUAGAGCUUUCAAUGCUCCUUCCCAGAAAUGCAGCGGAAAACACUGCUUGUCUGUGCUUUUCUAAUAUGCAUCACGGAUUACUCUUCCGCGUCCUUUGUCAUCACCGUUGACCUCGGAAGACCGAUAGCACAACUGAAACACUUCUGGAGAAGCACAGGUUUCUGUCCUCCUCUCCCUCACACUCAGGCUCACCAAUAUGACCUGAGCAUUGACCAGCAACAGAACCUGGCCUACGUGGGCUCUGUCCCCCAUGGAGGGAUCCAGCAGAUUCGAAUACAUUGGAUGUUGGAACUGGUCACUGGACAAGAUAUUGGAGGACAACCCCAUUACAAUUUUACAAAACUGGACCAGCUGAUUAGUCUCUUAUGGAUUAAUGGACUCCAACCAGGAUUUGAACUGAUGGGCAGCGUCUCAAACUACUUCAACAACUUUGAAGACAAAGCUCAAGUAUUCAAAUGGAAAAAUCUGGUUUAUCUCAUAGCCAAGAGGUACAUUGACAGAUACGGUCUCGGAAGUGUUUCUCAGUGGAACUUUGAAACAUGGAACGAGCCCAACAACCACGACUUUGAUAAUGUCAGUAUGUCAAUUCAAGGAUUCCUAAAUUACUACGAUGCCUGUUCGGAGGGUCUGUGGGCUGCCAGCAACCUACUGAGGCUUGGAGGUCCAGGAGACUCCUGUCACUCGCCCCCACACUCACCUUACUGUUGGGCAAUGCUUCAACACUGCUACAAUGGCACCAACUACUUCACUGGAGAGACAGGGGUCCGGAUUGAUUACAUAGCUCUGCAUAAGAAGGGAGGAGGUUACUCCAUGCCCAUUCUUCAGCAGGAGAUUCAGACAAUGGAGGAGAUAAAUCAGCGUUUUCCUCUAUUCUCCAACCUGCCUGUGUACAAUGAUGAGGCUGAUCCACUGGUGGGCUGGUCCAGGCCUCAGGAAUGGAGAGCAGAUGUGACCUACGCUGCUAUGGCGGUCAAGGUGAUCAGCCAGCACCAGAAUCUGAAAAUAGCAAACAGCACCAUGAACUACACCCUUCUGAGCAAUGACAACGCCUUUCUCAGCUAUCACCCACACCCCUUCACUCAGCGUACACUGACCGCUCGCUUUCAAGUGAACAACACCCAGCCUCCUCACGUUCAGCUCAUCAGGAAGCCCAUCCUCACUGUCAUGGGCCUCCUGGCUCUUCUAGGUGAGACACAGGUCCUGACACAGGUUUUGAACUCCUUAGGAGCCAAUGACAGCACAGUGGGAGUUCUUGCAAGCAGUCACCAGCCCCAAUUUCCAUGGGGCCCAGACAGCUGGCAAGCGACUGUGCUGGUUUACAACAGUGACGACAACCGCACCUCCACCAACACUGAUGAUGUCACUGUGUCACUGAGAGGACUGGAGCCAUACACAGGUCUUGUGUAUGUCACCUAUCUUAUGGACAAUAAUGUCAGCAACCCAUAUCAUCAAUGGCAGAGCAUGGGAAGUCCCAGCUACCCCACAGUAGACCAGUUCAGACAGCUCAGGAACACCCAGGACCCUCUUGUUGACGGACCCUGGCUAGUGCCUGCAGGCGACACUCUGACUUUAAAGGCAAGACUGUGUGUUCCCUCCGUGCUCCUGAUACACAUAUGUGCACGUCCGAAAGCAGUUCCAAACCAGGUCAAUGGCUUACGCUUCAUCAAGAUCACCAAAGGUCAAGUCCUCAUUAUCUGGUCUGAUGGCUGUGUAGAUUCCAAGUGCAUUCUGACGUUUGAAGUGGAGUUCUCUGCAGGUCAAAAUGAGUUCAGCAGGAUUAAUAGCCACAACACAAUUUUUACAUCCUAUGUCUAUUCACCUGUGGACCAGGAAGUGUGCGGCUGGUACAGAGUUCGAGCUGUGGACUACUGGGGCAGGCCUGGCAUGUACUCGCUGCCUGAGAGGUACUCGGGGGAGAUUUAGACAUGGCUCACUUUUUGGAGACGUACAUAAAACAUCAAUUUUAUAAUGAAUUACGAAAAUAUUAAGAACCCUCAGUUCUUUUCUUGUCAUUGAAUGGACAUGGCUCACUUUUUGGAGACGUACAUUAAACAUCAAUUUUAUAAUGAAUAAUGAAAAUAUUAAGAACCUUUAGUUCUUUUCUUGUCAUUGAAUUGAUUUUGUGUUUUAAUAAACUAAAAAGCUUCUUUCAAGUAGAAUUCCAGACGCCAUUUUAAACAUACACAAGGACAACUGCAUGUUUCCUUACAAAAUUUAUUGCCACUUGUCCAGAAUGAAUAAACAAUACAGAUGUUGCCCAUCAACGUGACAAUGAUAAUGCUGUUUAGAAGGGGAUUUUUCUACAUUUAAAACAUUCAUUCUAGUCAGAGUAGAUAAAUAACUGGUAGUAGUAGAAUUGGCCUUGAAAUGCUGUAGCAUUUACACCUUGGCAAACAUGAAAUUAAUGCAUGGUCUGUCAUAAAACAGAAUUUUAGGUGUUACAGUUGAAUCUGGAGUGUUGACUUCCUCCCUGCUAUGAGCCUGGUUGGAGUUUAGCAAGCUCCUGAUAAAAUUGAAGAAGAGAAGCAAAA